This is a messenger RNA of Diaporthe batatas, 1029 nucleotides long. Its product is annotated as amidase. NCBI's taxonomy places the organism in Eukaryota, Fungi, Ascomycota, Sordariomycetes, Diaporthales, Diaporthaceae. The transcript has 6 exons. The coding region runs from base 1 to 1029 and encodes 342 amino acids. The record is from RefSeq and is a predicted model, not a curated record. Gene Ontology annotation, molecular function: protein-N-terminal asparagine amidohydrolase activity; protein-N-terminal glutamine amidohydrolase activity. Gene Ontology annotation, biological process: protein catabolic process.
AUGAACAUGAAAACCUCAGGACCACCAGCAGCGCUCUGGAGGGCUGCGCUGCACGGCCCAAACCCUCGCGCCCUAGCAGCCCAACCUAAAAAGGCCCCCGUACCCGUGGCACCCGCGAGACCCCUUAGCUUGUUCGGCUAUAAGCUUCGCGCUAGGCCCCGGCGCCAGAACCUCUCCGUCGUUCCUGUCUCUGCGUCGCCGUCCUCGCCCGCGCCCAAAGGACGCCCCCCAAAGUCCAAGAUGAGGAUCGGGUGCUUGCAGUUCGCUCCCCAGGUCGGCGACGUCGACGGCAACCUGAGUCGAGCCGAUGCCGUCCUCUCCAGGGCCGACCCCGACGAGCUGGACAGCCUGGACCUGCUCGUCGUCCCGGAGAUGGCUUUCAGUGGAUACAACUUCACCUCACUCGGCCACAUCUCCCCCUUCCUGGAGUAUGCAGGCACCGGCAUCAGCUCACUGUGGGCACGAUCACGAGCCCUCAAACACAACUGCCAUGUCGUUGCCGGCUUCCCAGAGCAGGUCGAUGUCUCCGACAGGUGGCCCACCUCGCCCGAGUACUACAACUCCGCCAUCAUCGUCUCCAAUGAAGGCGAGAUGAUAGGCACCUACAGGAAGCACUUCCUGUAUAUGAUCGACGAGACUUGGGCCUUGGAAGGGCCCGGAUUUGGCAAGGACUACAUCCCUGGCCUUGGCCAGACCGCAAUGGGCAUAUGUAUGGAUAUAAACCCUUAUAAAUUCGAAGCCCCGUGGCAUACCUUUGAAUUUGCCUUUCAUGUUCUGGAAGUUCGAGCAAAUUUGGUCAUCCUGUCCAUGGCAUGGCUUACCAGAGAAGAAGCAUCAACCUUUUGCGCAAAACCGGACGAGCCUGAUAUGGAGACCUUGACUUACUGGGUGCAACGUAUGGAGCCCAUCAUCCGCGCAGAGAACGACGAAGAGAUCGUCUUCGUCUUUUGUAAUAGAUGCGGUAUAGAGGGAGACACGGGAUGUUUCUCGUUCGUACAGGUAGAUACAAAGACGGCCAACAAGCCGUGA